Molecule: messenger RNA, 540 nt
Organism: Ostertagia ostertagi
Lineage: Eukaryota; Metazoa; Nematoda; Chromadorea; Rhabditida; Trichostrongylidae
Source: the annotation of a GenBank genome assembly
GGCGAUUCCACAUUCCGUUUAUAUGAACUGAUUGCACGCCCACCAUAUGUGAUAUAUUUAACUGAAUGUCAGCAACAAGCGCCACACACGUGUAUUUGUACGAUAUCGAAACGAGCUCUUAAUUUAACCGGUGCAGAAGUGAUGCGGGUAUACAGGUUAUAUCCGCAGUCGUUACUUAUUCAACCACUUUCGUUCAUUGUUCCAAGACGAUCUGACCAGUUCCAUCCGGAUUUGUAUCCUCCCACAAGAGGACCAACUCCAGCCGUUUCUUUAGCUGAAUGGCGUGCAGGCCUGGAUGCAGCACCCGUACAGCUACAGCUUCGCCCUGGUCAAUUGACAACGACUUCGAAACCAGUGCGAUUGCGAGGACGUUCGGGCAGUCCAAAAUUGAUCACUUCAGACCUGAACAACGAUAUGAAGUUUAGAUUUCUUUCUCAGGUUACGAAGCCGGAUUAUCGUUCUGUUGAUGAACGGGAAGACUGUGAAGAGAUCAUCAAGCUGAUUGAAGUGAAACAGAAGGUUCAGGAAUGUCGAAUGAGC